UUCGAAAUAUUUUAUCUUCGUUUCGUUCGGCGCCAAUUUUUUAUGACGCUCAGCAAUCGAUUCAUGGAUCGAUUUGUAAUACGAUAUCGAAUAAUUUUAUAUAACAUCGAUUAUUUUCAACGAAUUUAAAAACCGUCAUUUGUGAUACAGUUUACAACGAACUUAUUCUAACAAAAUACAAUAAUAUUCUAUAAUAAGAAAUUCAUCUCGAAAUAGAAUCGAUACUAAAAACAAGUGUCAAAGUAUUAUCGAUAAUGAGUAUUCCAAAGGAUCAAAGCUAAUAUAUUAUAUGUAAAUAUACAAUAAAAUUUUUAAAAACAAAAUUCUAAAAAGUACUGAUACUUAUAUCUAAUUACGAUCUUCAAAAUGAACUUCAUUUAUUUUCAAAGCAUUACUGUGAUCAUAUUUAUAAUCAUUGUUCUCAUUAAUGCUGAGCAAAGAUUCGCAGAGACUCCAGCAUUAUAUCAAGAAGUUUCCUCCGGUGAUGAUGUGCAAUUACGAUGCAGAGUGCAAGACAAACGAGGUCAGUGUAUUUGGCAAAAAGACCGGAAGCCAGUAGGUAUGCAUCCAGAUAAAUACGAAUGGGCCAGUGGACGUGGUAGUGAUUGCACCCUCCUUAUCAGAAGAGCUUCCCUUGAUUUCGAUGACGGGUAUUGGGAAUGUCAGGUUACUUCUGGCGAUUUCACACGACAGGAUGCACUAACCUCUUUACCAUCUCGUCUUUUAGUUAGAGUAAAACCCCGAAAGCCACGGUUGGAGUACGGAGGGACAAUUUUAAAUUCCGCCCUGACUUUAAGGGAAGGUCAGGAAGUUACCAUUUCCUGUGUAUCAAGAUAUGGAAACCCACCGGCCCUUAUCAAAUGGUAUAUAGGAGGAGACGAAAUAGAACCAUUGAGAGAACAAACAAAUGCAACGGAAGUGGACAGUCCUAAAACUUCAGCGGCCCACAGCCUUCUCCGAGUUCGUGGACAAAGGGAGAACCAUGGUCUGCCGAUUCAGUGCAUCACGAUGCAUCCAUCCAGCAUCGUUCCAGCUUCUGCGGAAACACGAUUGGAUGUGCAUUAUUCUCCUGAAGUGAGAUUAGAGACGAAGCCACGACUUCUAGUUUCAGCCCUUGAGGAUUCGGCCAGUUUUAUGAGCCUGAAAUGCUUCGCGGACGGCAAUCCCAGCGGAACGAUCAAGUGGUUCAAGGAUUCAGCUCCCAUCGCGGUAACAAGCAACAUAGUAACGUUGAUGCUAAACAGAACGCAGCAGAACGGCACGAUGACCGGCUCCGAGCUAAGAUUCGAGCCGGUCAAGAGAAACGACGCUGGUCUCUAUUCUUGCAAGGCGGUCAACAUUAUUGGUGAAAGCACCGCGGCUAACUACAGGCUGGAUGUACAAUAUGGACCGAGGUUAAAUUCAGAAGAUCCUGCUCAUAAUAAUACCAUUAAAAAAUUCGAAGAGACUACUCUACUCGGUACAAGUUUAGAACCUUUUGAGUGUACAGACUUUGAGGCAAAUCCUCCACCUCAAUACCGAUGGAUGCAUCUUCGUGGUGGCGUAACAGAGGCCAUCGAGAAUCCAUUGCAGACCAAAGAUGGUGGUAAACGAUUGCGUUUGGAGAAUGUAAUGUGGUCCGACGAAGGAGAAUAUCGAUGUGUGGCAUUCAACGUGAUCAACGGAGUGCGGAGAGAAAUGCCCAGCGAGGCUCGUUAUAUGCUUCACGUAACCGGACCUCCUGAGAUCCAGGCGAGGCCUUCUUCCGGUGGAAAGGGCAUUUACGAGUCGCUAGGAUGGGCUGGCGAACCGGAACAUAUUUUGAAAUCUCGUUUCUGUUCGAGACCACCACCUAGACUCGUUGCUUGGCAAUGGGGAAGCUCACAUAUCAGAGCUGGUGAAAGUAUUCAUCCAAAAUAUGAAGCAUUAUCGUUAGAGCAUAUCAAAGAAAACGAAAUACCAACAAAUUGCUAUUGGGCAAAAUUGGUAAUCAAAGAUCUCCAAACGGAGGAUGCUAGAAUAUAUACCUUGUUAGUAGAAAGUGAAAAAGGCAGAGAUUCCACUAAUAUCAAGUUAAUUAUUCGUGAUCCAACGGAGAUGAGAGUAAUUGCAGCAGCAGCUGCAGUAGGAUUAUUGUUUCUUCUUCUUUUAAUAUCCAUUGCUGUGUAUUCAGUGUUAAGAUUAAAAAGUAGACAAUAUCGUCAAGAAGAAGAAGAGGGUAGUAUUGCUGCAGAUGCAUUUUAUAGUAAUACACCUACGACAGACAGACAAAAAAAUAUAAACUUGUCUCAGAAUAAAGAAUACACAAGAAAAACGAACUCGGAGGGUGGAUUGGCUGUCACAUAUGACUAUGAUCAGAUCACAAAGCAGGUGCGCGCCAUAAGUCCAGAAGCGCUAAAAGUCAGACGGGCACCAGCUGUUCUUCAACCACCAACCAUUGUGUAAUUAUUAACGUAUCCAUUGCCAUGAUGAUUAUUAGUAACUAACAAUAUACCCCAUUUUAUUGUGACCUGUCUGUUGCCGGUUAUAUUACAUAAACUCAUUCUUAUUGAAAACAGAUCAAUUUUUAUUAUUUAUGAUUAAAAAUAUGAAUUUUUUUUUAGUGUAAAUUACUAAUGAUAUCAUUAUAAAGUUAAUUUUUUU
Apis florea (little honeybee) is the source of this 2622-nucleotide messenger RNA. RefSeq names its product synaptogenesis protein syg-1. The record is from RefSeq and is a predicted model, not a curated record. NCBI's taxonomy places the organism in Eukaryota, Metazoa, Arthropoda, Insecta, Hymenoptera, Apidae. Gene Ontology annotation, cellular component: cell-cell junction; plasma membrane. Gene Ontology annotation, biological process: cell-cell adhesion. Gene Ontology annotation, molecular function: cell adhesion molecule binding.